AUGACUGGCCUGUCUGACGCAGGGUAUCAACGAUCGUCUGAUGAGGCUUCGCUAAACUCUUGGGGGAAACAGAUUCGCCACAAUCAUCGGCGUCUACGCCCCCUGAUGGCCAGCUCUGACGAGGCAAAGAACCAAUUCUACGAGGACCUGUACGCCCUCCUGGCGUCUGUGCCGAAAGCCGAUAAGGUGAUUGGCUUUGCUGACUUCAGCGUCCACGUCGGGACAGAUCAUGCUGCCUGGGGAGGAGGACUAGGUCUGCAUGGUCUCGGCGGCUCCAAUGACAACGGCCUGCUCUCCCUACGAACCUGCGCAGAGCACUGCCCCACGCCGACCAACACUUUACUCCGCCUUCCGAUCCGGAAGAAGGUGACCUGGAUUCACCUCGAUCGCGACACUGACACCUGCUGGACUAUCUCCUCGUUCGGAGGCGGGAUCAACAGGACGUGCUGGGGACAAAGGCGACCCCGGGUGCCAACGGAUAGACCGACCGUCGCAUCGUCGUCUCCAGGACGAGGAUCCGCCUACACCUACCCAGAAGACCUCAAGGUAAGUGAUUCAAAGGUAGGUUGAAUACUGCUUUGUUGUGUUUGCCUUCUCCCCACCUCCAUUUCAGCAGUGAACUAGCUCAGAUGCUAGUCAACCUUUCAGUCACAACGGACGAUGACGACUCCGUGGAGAACCAACCAACUGAGGGACACAGUCCAGUCGAUCGCCACAACUGUCCUCAGCCGGGCACGUUGCCGACGUUAAUCGUCCCACCGAUGCAAACAAGACAGCCUUCUACCCCAGUCUCCAUCCUAGGAAACAGCGACUGCAGAAGAUGCGAAACUCCUGGACGGUUCGUAAGACUGAGAAAAUCCAAGGAUACGCGGGCCACAGCAAACGAAAGAACCUCCUUGCUGCUAUCAAUGUUGUCUACGGUCGCACAGUCAAAUGAACCGCUCUUCUUCUCAUCGACGACGGAAUUACCCUACUCACUGAGAAAGCGCAAAUUCUGUAGCAAUCGGCCGAACACUUCAGAGGCGUCCUCAACCGUCCCUCCACCAUCUCCGACGCCGCCACCGCCCGUCUGCCUCCAGUGGAAAUCAACGCCAACCUCGACCUCCGGCCCACUGUCCACGAAACCUUCAGGGCCGUACAGCACCUCUCCAGCGGGAACUUCCCCAGAUCAGACGCGAUCCCUGGUGAGAUUUACAGGCACAGCGGUCCCAACUUAUGAAUCAGCUGGCGCGCCUUUCUAGAUGUGGCGUCAAGGACAAGUCCCGCAGGAUUUCAAGGACGCCUCAAACGUCCAUCUCUACAGGCAACACAGACAAUCACAGAGGAAUCCUGCUGCUCAACAUCGUCGGAAAAGUCUCCGUUCGCAUUCUUUUCAACCGUCACAACAACCAUCUGGAGCAGGGUCUCCUGCCGGAAGGCCGUCGAGGCUUCCGCAGUCACCACGGCACCAUCGACGUGAUGUUUGCCGCCCGCCUGCUGUAA
Spirometra erinaceieuropaei is the source of this 1482-nucleotide messenger RNA. NCBI's taxonomy places the organism in Eukaryota, Metazoa, Platyhelminthes, Cestoda, Diphyllobothriidea, Diphyllobothriidae. The record is from the annotation of a GenBank genome assembly.